ACAGCAUCCACAUCCUUCUGCAAACUCCCACAAGCUGAACCCCGAUGUCGAGCCAUGAGAUGCCACCCUGCCCUGCCCUUCCACUUCAUCAUUCGGGUUUGUCGAAAGUAAUCUCUCAAACCCGUGUUUCUUCAGCUGGCUUCGGCAUUGAUACGUGGCCUUCCACUAGUCAGUCCGGUGUGAUUCAGCUCCGAAAGACCUCAGGUACUAAAAGGCAUAUAUAAGUCUCUUCUCCCGCGUAUAUCUUUUCUUCUAUAAAACUGUUCCUCUCAAAAAACCUACUACUCCACCACAAUGGACAUUCUCCAUCGACUGGAAAAGGAGAUUCUGUCCGCCGACAAACUGGAAUCAGAUGGCGUCCCCUCUGCCUCCAUUGCCAUCCUCGACAACGGCCGAGUGUCUGCCCACGUCAUCAGCAAUGGGAAGGAAGAUAUCGACACCGUCUAUCAAGCCUGCAGCAUCUCAAAAGCCAUCGUCGGCCUCGCAGUGGCUAGACUUAUCGACCAAGGACGCAUCUCUUACGACACCAAAGUCGUCAACCAUCUAUCACAAUCCGCCAUCGACUGCCUGGUUGAUGUCAAGACCGCGCAUUUACUUCAACACGUCACAGUCGGCAUGCUCCUCUCUCACACCUCCGGUCUGUCGCAGGGCGGCUUCGAGGGCUACCCAAACCACCCACCAGAUGUAGAGACCGUACUCGCCGGCAAACAAGGCUCCAACACCCCUAAAAUCCACUUCCUCACGCUCCCCGGCGCCCAAUUCUCAUACUCCGGCGGCGGCUUCACUGUGCUCCAGCUCGUGCUCGAAAACGUCACAGGCCAAACGAUCCAGCAACUAAUGCAAGACCUGGUCCUCAAACCCCUCGACAUGACACGAAGCUGGUACGGCAACCUACCACCCAGCGAGCAAAACUACACCAGCGCCGGCGUAACCGGGUACACAAGAUGCGAGCCAAGCCACCACAACUUCAUCGAACUCGCCGCCGCAGGCCUCUGGACCACUCCCACAGAUAUGCUCAAAACCGUAGUCGCCGUGCAAGACUCCCUCUACACCUCCACCGGCUUCCUCACAACCGCCACAGCACAAGCCAUGCUGGCGCCUCUCAGCCUCGACACAGGCCUAUACAGCGGCACGAACGAGCUCGUCGCCGGUCGCUGCGUAGGAGGUUGGCAGGGAAACUCCAUGACCUUCGCGCACUCCGGUCAAAACUUCCCCGGCUACACCUCUCUCCUCCUCGGUUUCAUCCCCGGCGGCACCGGCUCAGGGAACGAGGAGAAUCAUGCAAUGCACCGAAGCGGCAUCGCAAUCAUGACCAACUCGCUCAUCGGGCACAACGUGUGCAUCAACCAGCUCGUCUCCGCGAUGUUCCACCUCAAGGGCUGGCCGCGGUAUAGGCAUCUCUCUGCUGGGUUCCGGGAGGAGAACUGGGUCCCGUACGCUGCUUCGGAGGCCACGGUCGUCGAUGCGGCGUGGAGAGAGUGGAAGGGGUCUUGGGGCCCGGCGUGGCGGAUCGUAGAGAGUGAGAAUGGCGGGCCGGCGGUUGGGUAUAAGGAUUUUCCGCCUAUGAGGUUGCGGUCUGCUGCUGUUGGCGCAGCUGCAGGAGACGACAAGAAGGAAUUGAUGUUUGUCGUGGAUGGAAUCGACGUUGGCGUGAGGUUCACUUGGCAGGGCGAGGAGAGGGUGGUGGAGGUGAUGCAAAAGGAGAUCCUGACGCUGAGGCGGAGUUAACGGAACACUAACAUAGACAAGGGGGA
Molecule: messenger RNA, 1754 nt
Organism: Neohortaea acidophila
Lineage: Eukaryota; Fungi; Ascomycota; Dothideomycetes; Mycosphaerellales; Teratosphaeriaceae
Product: beta-lactamase/transpeptidase-like protein
Exons: 1
Coding region: 295-1728 (477 amino acids)
Source: RefSeq, a predicted model, not a curated record